GCGGAGCCGCUGCCGCGGCGGGGCCGGAGAGGCGGCGGCGCGGAGCUGAGGGCUUCCUCCGGCAGGGGCUGAGGUGAGGUAAGGCGGUGCCGUGCCGUGCCCUUGUGGUUUUUAAUUCAGCCGUGUGUUACAGGCUUUAGCUGGCAGCCUUUUCGUCCCAUCCUGGGUGUUGUACCGCCCAGAGAAGGGGCUGGGGUGUCUGUUUAUUAGAAGAGAGUUUGGUGAGUAUUAAUAGAACGUUUCACAUGAUUCGGAUGCUGCUCACUUGCCGCUGAAACCUCCUAAAAGAUUCAGCUGGAUUAAGUAUUAAGGCUGGAGACCAUCUGCGAGCUCAGCCAGUAAAUCCCUGCAACACGGUGGGUGCCUGGGACGCGUUUCAAGGCUCCUCUGUUUUAAAUCCGUGUGAUAUAAUACUGCCCUCUUUAAUUUAUAAUAAAUUUUCAUGCCGGAAGAGCACAGUCCAACUAUAAUGGCAGUUGAUGAACUUCAAGCCAUAAUACAAAGAUGUCAAAUUCUGGAAGAAGCUGAUUUCAAAGGAGAAGAUUUUAAUCUGUUUCAGGUAGCAGGUCAGAAAUGUUUGGAAGAUGGAUAUGCAGCUCAGUUAUUAGAAGUAAUUCAAAAUGAGAAAAACAAGGUUAUCAUCAAGAAUAUGGGUUGGAAUCUCAUUUCUCCUCUUGUUAGAUGUAUUUUUAUGUACAAACAAGAAGAUGAUAAGCGAGAACACUGCCUGAGGAUACUAGAUCAGUUGGCACAGCUCUGCAAUCCAAAGGAACUUUUUUUGGGUUUACUUGAGCAGAUUGAGCAGACCUCUGGAGAGCAAGUGUGUCAAACUGUCAUGUUAUUGCUUCAGCCUUUGCAGACAGUGCUUUUGAAACUUCAGAACAAGAAGGCCUACUCAGUGGGUUUGUCAUUGGCCAUGAUUAUGAAUCAGCUCACUCCCUUACCUGUACCUUAUACAAAACAACAAAUUGAAGAAGACAAACUUGGUCUCUGUCAAUGUUGUAAUGCAGUGGUGGACUUUGCUAAACCUUUUGUGAAUGAAGUUGUUAAAAAUAUGGAAAAGUCAUCAGAAUACAAUGACAUGGAGCUGAAAGAAGAAUUAAUAAAAUUCUGUAUGAGAAGCCUGAAAUACCCACUAUUGACAGCUCAGCUUGAACAGCUUGAGGGCAUUGAAGAACAUCCUUUUCGGCACUUUGCAACUGAAAUUAUAGACAUUUUGUGGCAUAUAGGAGAAUUGAUACCAUUAGUGUUUGUACAUCAUAAAGGCAAAAGUCCACACUGGGAGAAUCAGGAGUUUUCAGACAUAGAGCGAAAGAAUUCUGCUGAUUCUUUGGCGAGUCUGUCAUAUCUGGUGUUUGUUCAGCAUUUUGGUGUUGAAUGCUUUCCAGUGGUUUUUAGUCCUUCAUACCUUCUGCUGUGCAAUAUGGCACAUAUUGAAAUGCUGCUGAAAAGAACAGAAGAAUCUGUAUUAUCUAAAGGACUAGAUCUGUUUGAGAGCUGUUUAUUGAGAAUGGAAGAUAACAGCCUUCUGCAUCACUAUUUAGAAUUCAGAGACUUUAUUAAUGUACCUCAGGAUUUGGUGAAAAUUAUGACCCUAUGUCCCAUGGAGCAUAUGAGAAAGAAGAGUUUAAAUAUUUUGCAGUUGUUAAUAGACAAGUUUGAUACAGAGGGGAAAUACACAUUAUUCAGGUGUUUACUGAAGACAAGCAACCAUGCUGGUGUGGAAGGAUACAUUAUUAAAAAUAUAAAAGAUCAGAUUCACUUAGCAUUAACGAAGGAGUAUGACAGCAUUUGGUUUACAGGACAUCAUCUGAUCUCCCUUCUAGAUUUAGUACUUUCACUUCCAGAAGGUGCUGAGACUGAUCUUCUGCAAAACUCAGACAGGAUUAUGGCAUCACUGAAUCUGCUGAGAUACUUAGUCAUUAAGGAUUGUGAAAGUGACAAUCAAACUGGUGUAUGGACCACACUUGGCAAGAUAGAGCAGAAUUUCUUAAAGCCGCUGCGUGUAGGACUCAAUAUGUCAAAAGCACAUUAUGAAGCAGAAAUUAAAAAUAAGAAAGAAAACAGAAAAGAGGCACAAAGUUCUAACACAGUUUGCUCUGUUACUGUUAGUGGGGAAAAGAUGCCUGCCAUGACUACUGGAAUGCAGCUUCAAGUUUUACACUCAGCUCUUUUCACAUUUGACUUAAUAGAAAGUGUUCUAGCUCGGGUAGAAGAACUCAUAGAAGUGAAAACAAAAGCUGUAAUGGAUGAAAACAGUUAAGGCAGCUGAAGUGUUUGAAUUAACAUAUUCCUGACAAGAUCAUUUGGACUAUGAGACUUCAGUUGCAAGGAAGGCUAUGGCCCUUUAAAGAAGAGCAAUUUAGAGUGGCCUCCAGAAGAACUGCAAAUGCUGCUCUUCAUAAAGUCUUGUUGCUGUUCUUUUUUAUUUACUUUUGCUCUUGUUGCAUGUGAUUUGCAGAUAUGGUCUGUUUACUCCUCUUCAGAAUUUGAUGCUUUUUCUAAAGUUCAGAAACUAAAAAACCCCCAGGUGUUUCUUCUCUGUGGCAAGGAGGUAUGGUUAGGCAUUUAUUUUUUUUUUAACUUUCAGUGUUUGUUGGGUAAUAGUUGCUCAUUGGUGUUGUGAAUUACAACAAUUUUUAUCAAGUGAUUGAAGAACCAUUAAUUAAAAAGCCCUGUUUAAGCAAAAGAUAUUUUUAUUAGCACAUUUUCAUGUUGACAAACAAGCUUCUCUAUUUGCAAACAGGACUGUAAGGUACGGAUAGCUAACACUACAGAAUAUACUAUCUAUAGAUAGUAAAAACACUGUGGCAAAGGAAACCAGCUUUAAAGAAAAACACAUCAACUUUGAGCCAAAUGAGAUGUUAGAGUUUAGUAACAUAACAGGUAACACAUUUAAAAAACAGUGUAAGGUUGCAUACGUACAGCUGCUGUUUUUAAGGAUACCUGUAUUUUUGAAUUGUUUUGAUCAUCCUUAUCUUUAAUUGUACAGCUUUCCUUAAGAUAUGGUAAAUUUUUUUGGGAAUUAUUAAUAAACAGAUGAGCCUCUAAGGUCAGAACCAAGUUAAAAAUAAGGAUGACUUUCCUAUAGUACAGCUAAAACACAUUUUUCCCUCCCUGGAAAGCACAUUUGGUAUCAAGUAUGAUAUUUUUCCCUGUAUAGCUACUUAAUACAAAUUUUCAUGCCAAAUACAUAUGUUGUAUGUAGUCUUUUGAAAUGUAACUAUAUUUUUAGGAACAUUCUAUAUUUUGUUUAAAAUGUAGCCACUAUUUAUAAAUAAAAAACCAAAUAUUAAGUUAA
Messenger RNA from Taeniopygia guttata (zebra finch), 3301 nucleotides. It is a transcript of the gene GLMN, whose product is annotated as glomulin, FKBP associated protein. The record is from RefSeq and is a predicted model, not a curated record. Gene Ontology annotation, molecular function: ubiquitin-protein transferase inhibitor activity. Gene Ontology annotation, cellular component: cytoplasm. NCBI's taxonomy places the organism in Eukaryota, Metazoa, Chordata, Aves, Passeriformes, Estrildidae.